This is a messenger RNA of Blepharisma stoltei, 1104 nucleotides long. NCBI's taxonomy places the organism in Eukaryota, Ciliophora, Heterotrichea, Heterotrichida, Blepharismidae. The record is from the annotation of a GenBank genome assembly.
AUGGGUUUAGCAGAAGAAGUAUUGGAGCUAGAAGCCGCUGUAAGGCGGGAAAAAGCAUGUCCUGAGAUUUUAAUGUACGAAAGCGACCUUAUAGAGAGCCUAAUUGGACAGGUUGAAUCACGAGAAAAAGCUCUAACAAAUCCCAUUUAAAUUAAAACAAAAAUCCUUUAAGGGGGGUUAUUUUCUUUAAAAAAAAUCAUAUUUAAGUUUUCUUCUAGAAAUAAAUUGAGUACUGUACUUUAAAUUUAAUUUAUUUUUAAAAAGAUAUAAUUAAAUAAAGUAAUCGAUUUAGAAUCAAACUGACUGAAUAAAAUUCUACUUGCACUUUUUCUAUCAAACUAGCCAAAUUAAUUUUAUAAAUAUUUAGUGCUUUUUACUUUUAAUUGCUUUAAAAAAAAAUAUUUUAAAUAAAAUGUGCACAAUAGUUUAAUUUUAAUUUAUUUUUAUGGAAUAAAUAAUCGAUUUAGUGCGGAAACUGUUUAAAUAAUUUCUACAUUAAUUUUCGUUAUUAAACUAGAUAAAAUAAUUUACAAAAACAAGUAUUUUCUAUUGAAAAAUAAAUUUUGUUUUUAAAGAGGGUUUAAAGUACAAAAAAAUGCUAAUUUAAAAUGUUUUGUUCAAUUUUAAAGGAUGGGAGUAAGAAUAGAUCCUAUAACUCCAGAAGAGCAAUUUCGAGGUUUACUCUACCAAAUGGACCUAGACCGCGUUAAAUAUUUACUUUCAAGCUAUUUAAGGUCAAGAUUAGUAAAAAUUCAAGCCUAUGCUUUAUGAGUCGUACGACAAGAUGAUGUUAAUUUUUUAUCUCCACAAGAAAUCGAUUUUUUAACAAAAUAUUAUUCAAUAAAAACAAAUCACUUUAAAAAGACGUUUUUGCUGGGUUUGCCGAACGAUCUCAGGUCACUCGAAUCACGAAAGGGGCAGAGAGUGAUUGAAGUAAGCCCACAGCUUGAUAAGCAUGUAUUUAUUAAAGUAAUUGACGAUGUGGGAAGAGUCCAGACUGAAAAUUCUGCUGAUAUAUAUUUAGAAAAAGGGGAUAUUUUCUUUAUUCCAUACAAUUUGGUAAAGCCACUGAUAACUGAAGAAAGGAAAAUUGAUUUAGUCUAA